UGUAGGCUAUGAGUGUGGGGGCGUUGCCAACAUUGGGGUUCUGCAGAUGCUUUGGUGAAGCGUUUCCGCGCUGUCUUGGUUUUCCGUUUCCAUCUUCUAUAUUCCAUCAAGUCUCCACUCCCAUUUCAGAGCUGAGCAUUUUACGCUCUCUGUCUUUCAAGCUGCAGGAGAGUCGAUCGUAGAACUUGAAGUAGCCUAGAGACGAUGGGGGACAUCGAGGCUCCUGCUGCCGGGGCGACCGAGGCUCGACCGAAUGUCCUUCUGUCAAUCCUGCCGACGAAAGAGUUUGCUCUCUCUCGUAAGGGAUUGCUACUUAUUGCAGAAGUGCUCCUGUGUUUCCUGGCAUUUGUGUGUUUCGUGGCGUCCACGGCGGCCUCCUUUGUCACGGCUCCGCUCCUGGAGUUCCUGACAGCUCUCUUCCUGCUCUUUGCCUACUCCACCAAGCUCAACCAGCGCUUCACCAGCUUCCACUGGCCGCUCAUGGACUUCCUGAGGUGUGUAAGUGCCUCAAUCAUCUUCUUCGUCAUCUCAAUCAUCUCCGUGUCCAAAUACUCAGACGGAGCCUCUAAAGCCGCUGGGGUGUUUGGGUUCAUAGCCACUAUUGUGUUUGCUUUUGAUUUCUACAUAAUCUUCAAUGACCUGGCAGACUUCUUGAGGCGGGGGGGCCAGCCCAGCGAGGGGCAGCCCGGACACACAGCCCACCCUCGAGAUGAUUCCUCAGACGAUGACUCGGACUGAGCAGGUGGUCUUCUCGAUCGCCCACCGGCAGAGAGAAAGAGAGAGAGAGAGAGAGAGAGACAGCAAGAGAGAGAGAGUGAUGCACCUCUGAAGUAUUCCACUGUGAUAUAAUUAUUACAGCAGGGGGCACACAAGAGCAGUUAUCAGAUAAAAAAAAGUCUUCACUACAAAUAUACAUAUUUUUGAAUACCAAAUAUAAGAAAAUAGAAGCAACCGAUUAUUGUUGCGAUAUUUAAACUCAUUGAUAACCAUUUUCAUAAACACAAAUGCAAAGAGCAAACCAAUCCUGGUUGGCACUGUUGGGUCUUGGGCGGAAGUCUAAAGCUGUGAAAACAUCUUGCAGUUCUGAAACAGUUACAAGAAACAAAAUUGGUUGGUACAUUCGAAUACUGAUUUAGUAUUACUUCUUACGUACUAUGUAUCGGUUGUCCACUAUCUGUAUGCGUUUGUGCUUGUUCAAACAAAAGGGACAUCUUAGACCAGCUGUGUGUACGUUUAUGUGUGUAUUAUCCUACACAACAGCAUCUGUGUAGAAAGCCAAUUUUCCAACACUAACCAGGAUACAUUCCACAUCCAACGUCACAUCCAGUUUGUUUACUGUAAACAGGAGGACAGCAGGCUGUCUGGUUACAACUUCUGUGUUCAUCAGCGAAAGAUGAACAAGCGGAUGAAUAGAAAUCCAAGUUUCGAGUUAAACAGAUAAGCAGGCUAUUUCUAUCUGAUCUGUUUCUUGAAGUGUUUUAAUAAGAGGAAGGACUGCAGUCCACUGCGUGUUGAAACCACUUGCUGCAUUAUUAUGUGUUGUGUGUCAAAGACACGUGUAUGAAAUUGUAAUUGACAUGCAUCUGCUUUAUGUGUCAUGUGUCUCUUCGGCCUAUAAGUAUGUUAGUUACUGGAUAUGUCACUUGAAUGUCCCUGUCCCUGCCCUGUGUGUGUAUUUCAGAUGUGUUUUGUACUGUGUAUUCUGUCUUCAGUGGAUUGAACGGUCGUGUGUGUGGGUGUCGUAGCUCUAUAGAGCACCACUGAACGCUUUCAAUGAAAAUAGUUUGUUCUA
This is a messenger RNA of Gadus macrocephalus (Pacific cod), 1792 nucleotides long. RefSeq names its product CKLF-like MARVEL transmembrane domain-containing protein 3. The transcript has 5 exons. Gene Ontology annotation, cellular component: membrane. Bases 205 to 738 code for a protein of 177 amino acids. Lineage: Eukaryota; Metazoa; Chordata; Actinopteri; Gadiformes; Gadidae. The record is from RefSeq and is a predicted model, not a curated record.